AUGUGUGGGCGGUACGCUUUGGGCGUGCGCUUGGCGUACAUCCAACAACGCAUGCAAGAGCAGGGCAUGCAAGUGGAUGAAGCACCAGACGACGAUUCAGUCAGAGAGACAUACAACUUUGCACCGGGCAACUUCGGCGCUAUCUAUCGUGCCGAGAUCACCGACAAAGGGAGCCACAAUGCUCAGCAAGAUGCUGAUAACGAGCCCCAAACCAAAGAUUCAAAAAAGGGGAAAGACGACUUGAGCUCAGAUGCUAAGCUAGUAGACAACGCGGUUAUCAAAUACAAGCUCCAGAGCAUGAAAUGGGGUCUUAUCCCAUUCUGGACGAAGCGCCAGCCGGAUUACGGAUCCAUGAUGCGCACGAUUAACUGUCGCGAUGACUCGUUGAUUGAAGAUUCGGGGAUGUGGACUACUAUGAAACGGCGAAAGAGGUGCAUUGUCGUCUGUCAGGGCUUCUACGAGUGGCUGAAGAAGGGACCUGGGGGCAAAGAAAAGGUUCCACACUUUGUCCGGCGCAAAGACGGGGAGCUGAUGUGCUUCGCUGGAUUAUGGGACUGUUCUGACGAAAAGCUCUACACGUACACGGUGAUCACGACGUCUUCUAAUCCCUACCUGAAGUUCCUGCAUGAACGUAUGCCCGUCAUUCUGGACCCCGGGGGUGAGGCAAUGAAUAAAUGGCUGAACCCCUGCCAAAAAACCUGGUCAAAGGAGCUCCAAUCAAUUCUCAAGCCCUACGAGGGUGAACUGGAGUGUUAUCCUGUUCCUAAGGAGGUUGGGAAAGUCGGAAAUAAUUCCCCGAACUUUGUUGUUCCGGUCGACAGCAAGGAAAACAAGAGCAACAUCGCAAACUUUUUUGCCAAUACGAAAACGAAGGAGGAUACAGACCCCACUCCAAAGAAGGAGGCUGCAUCGCCGAAAGUGAAGAGUGUUAAAGAUGAAGACCGCCCAGCUCAAGAUUCAGAAUGGAGCGAGAAAAAUGCCCCAAAACCUGUGCCAGCUGUCAAGAGAGAGCAUAGUCCAGAAGCUCUUGGAGUUGCGGAGGAGAGUGAGAAGCCAAAGGUCGAUUCGGAUCAAACGGGGACAUCGCCGCAAAAGAAGAAGUUGCGCAGUGCUACGCAUAAUAGCCCUAUGAAGAAGUCCAGUGGGAAGAAGGCAGCAGAUGGGUCACAGCGAAUUACGAGUUUCUUCAAGAAAUGA
Messenger RNA from Penicillium expansum, 1197 nucleotides. RefSeq names its product SOS response-associated peptidase. The record is from RefSeq and is a predicted model, not a curated record. Gene Ontology annotation, biological process: DNA damage response. Lineage: Eukaryota; Fungi; Ascomycota; Eurotiomycetes; Eurotiales; Aspergillaceae. The transcript is spliced from 3 exons. Gene Ontology annotation, molecular function: single-stranded DNA binding. The coding region runs from base 1 to 1197 and encodes 398 amino acids.